UCUCCUUGCAGCGGCGGCCUGAGCGCAGAGUCCGAGCGGCGGAGGCGGCGGCGCGAGUCAUGGCUGGACAGGCGUUCCGAAAGUUCCUCCCGCUCUUUGACAGAGUCUUGGUUGAAAGGAGUGCCGCCGAAACGGUGACCAAAGGUGGCAUCAUGCUUCCAGAAAAGUCGCAAGGGAAAGUACUGCAAGGAACGGUAGUGGCCGUGGGAUCAGGCGCGAAAGGAAAGGGCGGAGAGAUUCAACCCGUCAGCGUGAAGGUUGGAGACAAAGUUCUCCUCCCAGAGUACGGAGGCACCAAAGUCGUUCUAGACGACAAGGAUUAUUUCUUAUUUAGAGACGGUGACAUUCUUGGAAAGUACGUGGACUGAUCGCUGUUGAAAUGGUGUCACGUGAAGCUGCCCAUUCCGCCGACGUUCUGAGCUCUUCAUCAUGUAAAUAAUUUCUGUGCCUCCUUUUAUAAUAAACUGAUGAUGCCUGCACCGA
Messenger RNA from Alexandromys fortis (reed vole), 483 nucleotides. Its product is annotated as 10 kDa heat shock protein, mitochondrial-like. Bases 60 to 368 code for a protein of 102 amino acids. The transcript has a single exon. Gene Ontology annotation, cellular component: mitochondrial matrix. Gene Ontology annotation, molecular function: protein-folding chaperone binding; ATP binding; metal ion binding. The record is from RefSeq and is a predicted model, not a curated record. Lineage: Eukaryota; Metazoa; Chordata; Mammalia; Rodentia; Cricetidae.